This is a messenger RNA of Aspergillus thermomutatus, 1413 nucleotides long. RefSeq lists its product as uncharacterized. The transcript has a single exon. Bases 1 to 1413 code for a protein of 470 amino acids. The record is from RefSeq and is a predicted model, not a curated record. Gene Ontology annotation, molecular function: protein binding. Lineage: Eukaryota; Fungi; Ascomycota; Eurotiomycetes; Eurotiales; Aspergillaceae.
AUGGACACUCUUCCUGUGGAGAUCAUCCUCACCAUUGGGAGUUAUGUCUCCGACCUAAAGGACAGGCUCCAAUUACUGCAAGUCUGCCGACGUUGGCGAGCCCUGUUCCUCGAGGUAGCAUACAGCCACGUCUCUAUCAAUGGGUCUCAGAUCCGGCCCCUGACGAAAGUCGUCCUGGCCAACCCGCACAUAGGACCGGCCAUCCGUGAUUUAUCAGUCAAAUGGUGGGAUUCUUACCUUGACUCCCAAACGCAAAGUCCAAGUGAUGAUCCCCUGCUGGAACGAGCGGAGGAGCUCGUAGGGCAAAUCAGCGAGUCGCUGGAGGAGCGAAAAGACUGGGCUGAGCAUCUCCGCGGUGGAAAUCAGGAAGCAUGGCUUGCUCUUCUUCUUGCCUCGGUACCGAAUCUGACCGCGCUGUCUGGGCAAUAUUGUGGAGACGCACCGAGAGUGACGCGGGUUGUGUCGCGGGCUGCCCGCAAGGAACCGCCGUUCGACACCAGGCCGGCCCUGCAGCGGUUAAAGACGCUCUACAUCUCCAACGAGGAUCAUAAGGAAGUCUAUCCGCAUUGGCAGUUCCUGCCAUUCUUCUAUUUACCCUGCAUCAGGAACGUGAGGUUGAGCGCUGUGAAAGAAACUAGAGAAUGGUGCAGACCGGACGACCCGGCCGUGUGUUGCGCGUCAGGCACGGCGCCCGUGGAAUCGCUGUCUCUGGAAUACCACUGCAAUGGGAGAAAAGGAAUGGCGGAGUUUAUCACCUCGUGCGCCAACCUCAAACAGUUCAAAUACCAGCAUGACCACCAGGAGAUCUGGGGGGAGUCAUACAUCGACUUUCAGCCCCGGAAGUUCUACAGGGCGCUGCUGACGCAGAAGCACAGCCUCGAGGUCCUCCAUCUGAGCGACAGCGGGGACGUGGACGGGGCCGGUGGAGAUGACCUGAGCGACGAUGAGAAGGAUGACGGCCCUCAGGCGUAUGACCGGUGGUUUGGAUCUCUGGUGGAAUUCAGCCAGCUACGGGAUCUUCGCAUCCGCGUCCAGAACCUUCUCAACUACCACGACCGCGAUAAAGAGGAAUCCGUCAUGCUCAAGGACAUUCUACCUCCACGCUUGAGGUCGCUACACGUGGCUGAAUGCCUGGUGACACACUGCACGUUGCUCGUGCCGAAUCUGCAAGGUGUCCUGGCUCAUCGCAAGGAGCAGUUCCCUAACCUAGAACAAAUCUCUAUCUCUCCUGGGGUAGCCGAAUUUGUACCUGAAGACCAGAACACGAGUGUCUAUCAACGUCAAGCUCGGAUUCCGGAAUCAUUCAAGGACAUGUUUGUGCCAGUCAAGGAGAUGUGUGACCGAGCAGGUGUAAAAUUCGAAAUGACGCUGGGUGGGUCGUAUCACAUAGUCAGUGAUACCCCAUUCUUCUAG